Molecule: messenger RNA, 4179 nt
Organism: Rhinocladiella mackenziei CBS 650.93
Lineage: Eukaryota; Fungi; Ascomycota; Eurotiomycetes; Chaetothyriales; Herpotrichiellaceae
Exons: 1
Coding region: 1-4179 (1392 amino acids)
Cellular component (GO): cytoplasm; plasma membrane; endoplasmic reticulum
Molecular function (GO): protein binding
Source: RefSeq, a predicted model, not a curated record
AUGGCGCAAACACUGAAGCCAGCUGGGGAUGCUGGCAGGCUGAUCAACCUUCUUCCAGUCGGUCUGAAAGAAGCCGCAAUCGAUUCUCCUACUGCCCGCGCCACCGUAGUGCAUUACGGAGAGCAAGUUGAGCUGCUCGAAAAAUGGCUGGACGACUACCUGAGAUCCUCGAAUCGACUCGUUGCGGAAUCCGUGACACUGGAAAAUGUGUUGAAUAACUUCAUCUCUCACUCGAUGCUUCCCACGACGAUUUCCGAAUCGAUGCUGGAUCACGAUUAUAGUGUACUGGCCAUGAAGAAGUAUGGGGAUGGGGCCAAGGACUACUGGAUGAGCAUGGUAGCAGUGAUGAAGAGAUUGCCAACAAUGGUUAUCGACCCCGUAAGACAGUUUAUGCAAAAUGAUCUGCGGGCUUUCAAAGAAGCUCGUCGGGCUAUCGAAGCUUCCCAAAAGACCUUUGACCACCUUCAAUCUAAGUUCGCUGCACUUGGAAAGUCCAAGGAACCUUCCUCUUUGCGAGAAGAUGCCUUCCAGCUGCACGAGGCUCGCAAGAUAUAUCUCAAAGCCAUGAUGGAUUUUUUCGGCAUGGCCCCACAGCUCCGAUUCACGUUGGACAAGUUGCUCGUCAAAAUAUUCUUCGAGCAGUGGCGGGAAAUGAGACUUUCACGAGAUGAUACGGCGGCAACAUUCCAGCGGAGCUCCGAGGAGAUGCAGAGGAUAAAGGGCUGGCUGAACGAAAUGGAGACUAGUGAAAAGACAUUUCAGAAGGAGCUGAUGACGGCCAGGAAACAGCUGGAAGAUGCCGCAGAGUUGAAUGCUCGGCCAUCAAGAGAGUUAGAUGACUAUAGUCUGUCGACUGUGCCGCAAUUCGCCGGUCAUGCCCACACUGCAAGCGGCUCUAACUUACAGCGCUCUCCGAAGAAACACGCGGCGAUUGCUGGAGAAAAACAAGGGUGGCUGUUCUUGCGGACAUACAGUGGUAAGCCUACAAGAACUAUCUGGGUGAAGAGGUGGGCGUUUAUCCGCAACGGGGUCUUUGGCUGGUUGUUGCAAGGAACCCGAGCAGGAGGUGUCGAAGAGAGUGAACGCAUUGGCGUUUUGCUCUGUAACGUUCGGCCUGCCCCCGCGGAAGAGCGUCGAUUCUGCUUUGAGCUGAAGACCAACAAAAACACCAUUCUCCUCCAGGCCGAGACUCAGUCUGAGCUGGUGGAUUGGAUCGGUGCCUUCGAGAUGGCGAAAUCGAAAGCUUUGGACGAUCCAGACGCUUCGCAGAAUCUUGCAGGAGAAGGGAAUAUCCAAUCGGGUGCGGCAUUUGCAAUAUCCGCCCCCCCCAUACCCGAAUUUGGGACUUUGAUUCUCGGCUCGACAGAACCAGGUGCUGGGAGCGACGACGUAGUGGCUCUGGAAAAGUCAAACACUCUUCCAAUCCCCGGGACCGAACAUCUCCGCGAAGCUAGUGUCGACCUCCCCAGACGUUCUACUGCUAUAGAAGACAGCGGACAUCGCGAAACAGCUUCUCGCAUCAUUUCCAAGCUCGACCUUCACAGGAAAAGUGGAGCAACGCCGCAAGUAUCUCCCAGUCCACCUACGCCCAACCUUCCGACCGGUGGUGGCAUAGCCAGCCUCAUCGCAGCCAGCCAUGGAUCGAUGCCGGUAGGCCCGAGUCUGCCAUUGGUUCACAAUUCCGAGCUGGAGUUUGCAAAACCACGGGGCACAUUCGCCUUGGCUCUUCGUGACAUGCCGGCCAGUAGCCUGGCUCCUUCCACUCUCGCUUCUGUUCCAUCUCCGACAAACUUAAGCAGGUCAGCAGUUAUCAUCACGGGAGAACGAGGACUCAGUCCUGCUCCUGACAAGACGGGGAUCCCAACGAGUCUUUUGGCCAAUAUGUGGGGUACUUCUAGCACCGCCUUUAUCAAUCGACUUGAACGCAGCGAUGUCAACUUGACACCCGAGCCUAAGCUUAUAGCACAACCCAGUCCUGUUUGGAAGCCAUCAUCCUCACCACCAAAAUCGUCUUCGUCACCUCCGUGUCCCGCCAUCGCGCCCCAGCAUGCGAUAUCGCACCUUGACUUGACCAUUCCUCAGACAGACACUCGAAGCCGCACUCCAUCACCAAGCAAAAGACGGCAUAGAAGUACAACUAGUGUUGGUCGCGAAACAAUAAAACAAAUGAGGAGCGAUUUACUUGUUCCCGAAUUUCCGAGUUACUAUCCCCUGCAACUACGGUCUCAGGAUGCGCAAUUCAGACUUCUCUUCCCAAAUGUCCGGCGUGACGAACGGCUGGUCAUGGUUUUCAGAGCAACGUGGAGUCCAAACGAGCAACAAGAAUUUCCCGGACGAGUAUAUGUGACACCUCGGGAUAUUUAUUUCUACAGCAACCAUCUAGGGCUUGUCCUCACCUCGAGUGUACCUCUUGUUUCGAUUGAUGAAGCCACUGCGGCGCCGGGAAGGGGUUGUGAUUUCGUUUUCCUGCACCCAAGGGACCCUGAAAGCGAUGGGAGCGCACGUCGAAUCACCAUUAAGACAUUUUUGGAACCUCUGAGACUACUCCAGAGGCGCUUGAAUUUCUUGAUCACGAACAGCAUUUCAAAUGAACCACUUGGCCUGGAAGAGCUGAUCAAAGCUUUGCUCCAAAUGGAGCGCGAGGUUCCGGAUCGUAGCCCGAGCCUGGAGAGCUGGGAAGAUGUUUCUCCAAAUACACCCGUUGACACAGGUGGUCCGAAAUAUCGUGGGAGAGCAUCGACCAUCGGAACCGAGCUCAGAGGCCCUGUGCGUGUUGUUGAUCGCGCUCUACAGCAAAUGCAACUAGGAAGAAGAGAUUCGAAGUUCAAAUUACCGGCUCAGCCGGUGAGAUAUGUUCCCCCGGGCAACCUCCGUCUCGCAGUGGAGAAGGAAUUUGAUAUUAGUGCUAAAGCAUUAUUUCACGUCAUGUUUGGCGACAAGAGUGCCCUUUGGCAGUUGCUACAACACGAACGUCGAGCCAAAAAUCUUACUCAAGGGCCAUGGUUAAGCUGGGGAGAAGGACGACUUCGGAGGGAAUUUGCAUUCGACAUUCCCACAACGAACAUGUUUGGUCAAGAAUCAUUCGCCCGAGUUCGAGAUUACCAAGUCAUAGAUGUGAACAGCGAUCAUUUGUGCUACGUUGUCACAGAUAAGCGGACGCCAUGGCAUCUUCCAUACCAGAACAUUCAACGGCUCGUCAGCAAGAUUGUCAUCACUCAUGUGGCCAAGGCGCGGUGUAAGCUUGCCAUUUUUGUCAAAGUCGAAUGGUUACAAGUUGCUUGGAUGUUCGGCGGGAUGAUCGAACGACAAGGACUGUACGACCUGGAGCUCGACUCACAAGAUCUAGCAGACCUUGUAGCAGAUCAAGUACGCAAGCUUGGCGCACACAGUCGUACGAAGAAAGCCGUCCAGAUCUUCGGCCAGGUUGGCCAUUCAACAGAGACCAUCCAGCUUCUCAUGGAAGCCUCGGCCCUGAGCAUCGAAUUGAGAAGACAACCAAUUUCGCGGACAGUGACAGGCCUUCUAGCACAAGCUGCUGCCUCGACUGCCGAAAGCGCCACUGGGGCGAUUUUACAAACAUUCCUAGGCCUUCUCCGAUGGAUUGGGAAAACUCUUUCCGCCCAGAAAUUCAUUUUAGUGGCUCUUUUGAUCAGUGCUCUGUACAACAGUUGGCAUACAUAUCGGGACUCGCUUGAUUGGUGGCACGAACGUCGAGCUUCGAGAUUCAUGGCUCGGCUGGGUGUCUCACCCAAUAUCGUCAUGAGCCGAGCCGUCCACCUCAGUGAUUUGGACGAAAUUCUCAACCGAGAGGCGAAUCUUCCUGUUCGUGACACCAGUGCCUGCUACAGUGUCUUCUACGACGAACAUGAUCCGGAAUAUAUCUAUGCAGGGACCGGAAACGGCGCGGCUGCUCAGAUUCAACAAACGCGUCAGCGUCUGGGCAGGUAUCGACACGAUCUCUUUGUCGCGGCCCGCGUUGUCAACGGUAUGGAGAAGGAGUUGAUGCAAGGUGCCUGGGAGCAAUGGGUGGUAGACGAGAAUCGACGGUGUCGAGCCGUGGAAGGAUUGGUUUUGGAUGAUGCAGAUCAGAAUUCGACGACCGUAAACGAAGAUGUGAGGAGUUGGUAUGAUGAUUACUGCGCCAGCUGUCGCAAUGAGUAUGUGAAGAUUCGGGCUUGA